This is a messenger RNA of Symbiodinium natans, 1278 nucleotides long. The record is from the annotation of a GenBank genome assembly. Lineage: Eukaryota; Dinophyceae; Suessiales; Symbiodiniaceae.
AUGGAGCUUUCAGAGGAUGAAAGGGUGUUGCGAGGUCUGCUCCAGUUCUUCGUCUGCGCCGAUGCAAGAAGAUCUGCCUCAGAAGAAGUUCCUCUGAGACUCAGGUACCGUGAGCUGGUGCUCACCACCUACUGCUUACCAGAAGUGCAGAUCAACGACAGAACGGCGAACACCAGCAGCGAGCAAGCCGAAGAGGCGACCGUGGAUGUUGAGGCCUUGGAGGAGGCAAAGAUGACUCCAUCCGAAGUGCUGGACGUUGAGGAGGUGGACGAUUCGCAAGUUUCGCGAGUGCGAGCUGAUGCCAGACGGUGCAGGUUACCAAAUCGGCUUGAGGUAGUUGACGUGGAGACACCGACCGCAGAAGCGGAAGAAUUGAAAGGAUACGGUGAAGGAAGCAAACGACCGAGGGCCAUUCUCAGCGUGGAUGCGGACCCCGAAAGGUCGAAGUCAGUUGCAGAGGCUGUCGCCGAGGCGGUUGAUGCUGCAGAGGCUGCAGAGGCAGCAGAGGCAGAAGUGGAGGCCAUCAUGAAAGAGGAGGUACUACGUCGUGCACUUCUUGAUCCAGAAGGUGAAGCCAGAAGAAGAAGGGUGCAGGCAAGGAAGCUGAAAGGCGGCAGAAGGAGAUGGAACUUUGCGGGCCGAGCGGGCCGGGCCUGCGCCGGAGACGACCGCUACCGAGAGCACGAGGUCGACUUGGAAUGUCGCAGAAAGCUUGCUUUCCGUGCGCGUGGACGUCUUCGAGGAUCCAUUGAGGACCAAGGCGACGAGCGGCAGCAUGGCAACGUGACCAAGCAAAGGGAGGCUGUGAAACUUGCCUCAUUAGCCUCUCACCCUGGAGCUCAACGUGCUUCCAGCGCACCUGCAGGUCUGCAGGAGCGGAAGCGUCCUCUCGCCAAGCGAAGCCCCAGAAAGGUGAAUCCAACUGGCCGUCGUGGGAGAGGGUCUGGGCGUGGACAGCAGAAACGACUCAGGCUGCCGCCCAUCGAUUUUCCAGAGCUUCCCAUACUCAUAGCAGACGGCGAUGACCAAGACCUGAUGCCAGAAGCUAGGACACGCGACCUCCCAGUGGUCAUUCAAAUUGAUCGCGAAUGCCGGCAGGCCAGGGCUGCGGAGUUGGAGAAGAUGCGUGGAGACCUGACCGCGGAGCUUGAACAUGUACGGAAGGAGAGGCAUGACGCGGCAAAGGAGUUGCGCCAAUGCUGUGUCGCAGAGGCUCAGGCUGUGGAGCAACUUCGACAAGCUUUGAAGGCUGCCUUUGGUAGCAUUGAGGACGAGUGA